Polyodon spathula (Mississippi paddlefish) is the source of this 3372-nucleotide messenger RNA. Its product is annotated as disintegrin and metalloproteinase domain-containing protein 9-like. The record is from RefSeq and is a predicted model, not a curated record. NCBI's taxonomy places the organism in Eukaryota, Metazoa, Chordata, Actinopteri, Acipenseriformes, Polyodontidae. Bases 323 to 2776 code for a protein of 817 amino acids. Gene Ontology annotation, biological process: proteolysis. Gene Ontology annotation, cellular component: plasma membrane. The transcript has 23 exons. Gene Ontology annotation, molecular function: metalloendopeptidase activity.
UACAGACUCCUGAUUUCAACGGGGAGGCGCUAGCCAGCCUGGAGCUGCUCUCACAAAACACGGAGGAGUCGGCUUUUUAAAACAAACAAACAACAAUUAUAACCGCACAGCGUUUGCUUUUCAAACAAUACGCAAGAAGAUUUAGAAACUUUACAAAAAAACAACCCAUAACGAUGAAGAAAACGGUUCGAUAAGAUCUGGAUAAGCGUUGUAAUAUGUGGAAUAGACAACGCCAACGCCUGGAUCUGGGAAAGAUAAUUACUGGGAAGGAAUCGGCGUUGUUAGCACUGAGCAGCGGCGUUUAUUUUAAAUUUUCACGAACAUGGGUACAACAGUGUUAACGCAACGAGGUGCUGUGAAGUUAUUUGCCUUUUGUGUUUUGCUCUCUAGCGCGAUUGCAAGUGAAAGUUCGGCUUUUUACCAAACCUCGCAGCUCUCUUCGUAUGAAGUAACUGUUCCAAAGUUAAUAGGAAAAUCAAAACGGGACCUUGACAAUGCUGUCUCCAAAAAGGUGUCGUACGUCAUACAAGCAGAAGGGAGGGAUCACGUUGUCCACCUGGAAAAGAACGAGCAGUUUCUCCCAAAGGACUUCACUGUGUUUACCUACUCCGACGAGGGGACCUUGAUCUCCAAGCAGCCUGAGAUGCAGCACCAUUGUCAUUACCAGGGUUAUGUGGAGGAUAUUCCCAACUCCAUGGUGGCCCUGAGCACCUGCUCUGGACUCAGGGGGAUGCUGCAAACCGCCAAUGCCAGCUAUGGAAUAGAGCCCUUGGAGUCUUCCUCUGCCUUUCAGCACCUUAUCUAUCGCCUUGAAAACAUCAAGUCCCAACCUUCAGCUUGUGGAGUGGCGGACACACACCCAGAGACAGAAGACGCGCAGCACACAGCCCGCUUUGAUCUGCCAAGCAUGACCCAGCUACUGAGAAGAAAAAGAGAUGUGUUGCCUCAGACACGGUACGUGGAGCUAUUUCUGGUUGUGGAUAAUGAGCGGUUUGAUUUUUCGAACAGGAACCAGACUGCCGUGCGCGAGGAAAUGGUUCAGCUUGCCAACUACAUGGACAGUAUGUACAUUGCCUUAAACAUACGCAUUGUACUGGUGGGGCUGGAGAUCUGGAAUCAGCAGAAUAAAAUCAACAUCGAUGGGAGUGCGGGGGAGGUGCUGGGGCGCUUCGUUCAGUGGAGGGAGAAGGAGCUUGCGGGGCGCAGGAGACACGACAGCGCCCAGUUAAUCCUAAAGAAGAGUUUCGGAGGCACGGCGGGAAUGGCGUUUGUCGGGACUGUGUGUUCAAGGAGUCACGGCGGAGGGAUUAAUGCGUUUCCACACAACAACGUCCCGAUGUUUGCGUCUAUCGUUGCCCACGAGCUGGGGCACAACCUGGGAAUGAACCAUGAUGACGGGAGAGACUGUCACUGUGGCGUGUCUGCCUGUGUCAUGAACUCCGGAGCCACUGGCUCGAGGAACUUCAGUACCUGCAGCUCUGACGACUUUGAGAAGCUGAUUGUGAACAACGGGGGGAGCUGCCUGCUGAACCUGCCCCACCCCGAUGAGGCCUACAGCCCCCCCUUCUGCGGGAACAAGCUGGUGGACAUGGGGGAGGAGUGUGACUGUGGGUCACCCAAGGAAUGUGAAAAGGAUUCUUGCUGUGAAGCAAAGACAUGCAAGCUGAAGCGAGGGGCUGAGUGUGCUUAUGGAGUCUGCUGUAAAAAUUGUCGGUUCAUGCCCGGGGGGACUGUGUGUCGAGGAAGCAGCAACGAGUGUGAUCUCCCGGAGUAUUGCAGCGGGACGUCCCAGCUUUGCCAGCCUGACGUCUUCGUGCAGGAUGGGCACCCCUGCAAAAACAGCAAAGCCUACUGUUACAAUGGGGUGUGCCAGCACUACGACGGGCAGUGCCAGGCUAUCUUCGGACCAAAAGCCAAGGCUGCUCCUCAAGUCUGCUUCAAAGAUGUCAAUCUGAAGGGAGACAGAUUUGGAAACUGUGGUUUCCAGGGUAAUGGCUAUAAGAGGUGUGAAAGCAGAAACGCGAUGUGUGGCAAGCUGCAGUGUGAGAAUGUGGAAACCCUCCCAGUGUUUGGCAUCCAGCCUUCUAUCAUCCAGACCCCCAUUGGCAACACCAAGUGCUGGGGAGUGGAUUUCCUGCUGGGCUCCGAUGUGCCGGACCCUGGCAUGGUGAACGAAGGAACCAGGUGUGAAGAAGGCAAGGUUUGCUUGAAUUACCAAUGCGUGGACGCGUCCAUUCUUAAAUACGACUGCGACAUGGAGAAGAAGUGCCAUGCGCACGGGGUCUGUAACAGCAAUAAGAAUUGCCAUUGUGAGGCAGGCUGGGCUCCCCCAUUUUGUGAAAGCAAGGGGUAUGGCGGUAGUGUUGACAGUGGGCCCGCUUACAAUGACAAGGAGCACUCGCUGCGGGACGGGCUGCUCGUCUUCUUCCUCCUCAUCCUUCCUCUCUCGCUGCUCGGCUUGUUCGCCUUCUUCAGGAGGAAUGAGCUGAAGAGGCAAUUCUGCAGGAAGAAGAGAUCCCAGACCUACGAGUCUGACGGCAGGGCUCAGCCAGCAGCAGCAGGCAGAGGACAGACCCCACGAAGUGCCUCCAACAAUAUAGUUAAAGGAGGGCACCAGGUUCAGUUAUUACCACCAGAAGAGGUUGUGCAAACAAUUCGGACGGCAGCUGUGCCAUCGUAUGCAGUGAGGGAUCCUCACACAACCCCGUUAAGACCUCCUCCUCCUCCUGUCAAGCAGCCAGUGCCUCAGAGACCUGCCCCUCCACCACCGGUCUAGCCUGCAGGUUUGGUGCCACCAACUUGACUAUGUGUUCAUACCUGAAAGAGUGACCAAACGAAGUAUCCAAACGAACUGCUGUUUUAUAACUACCACCCACACUGCUGCAGCACUCUUCUCAGAAGAUCUCGAGGAACGGGGAAUGCAAUACCUCCAGCCAAAGGAUUUCUCUGUGUUGUGUGUUGUUUUUUUUUUUUUUUUUAAAUCAUGCUCGGAGUCCUAGGAAUGUACAGGUAGCACAUGGGCAAAUUUAAAUACGAUAGAGAUGCAAGUUUUUAUUAUUAUUAUUAUUAUUAUGAUGAUGUUUUAUUUAAUGCUGUGUCAGGACACACGUAGUGUAAACCUGUUGAUUUUACUUCUGAAACUUUUUGGAGAAAUGCAGUUUGCUUUUCAACAGGAUGGACUUUGCUUCAGUCCAGCUCUGAACUCAGAACCACUCUUUCUUUCCCAAGUUUGUUCUCCCCAAUUUCCCUGCAGUACUGGAGGGAUCUGCUGGGUCAGGGGUGUCUCACCUUGCAGUAGAGCUAAUUUAGAUCUUGCAAUACAUGGGAUGAUCAGGGUAUUGCGACAUGCCACUGAAGUGCAAUAAGGCAGAA